This is a messenger RNA of Telopea speciosissima, 1512 nucleotides long. RefSeq names its product WAT1-related protein At2g39510-like. Lineage: Eukaryota; Viridiplantae; Streptophyta; Magnoliopsida; Proteales; Proteaceae. The record is from RefSeq and is a predicted model, not a curated record. The coding region runs from base 1 to 1512 and encodes 503 amino acids. Gene Ontology annotation, molecular function: transmembrane transporter activity. The transcript has 8 exons. Gene Ontology annotation, cellular component: plasma membrane.
AUGAGUUGCCAAAGCUUGUGUGGUCUGUUCCAUAAAGCAAAGCCAUAUUUGGGUGUGGUACUGUUGCAGUUUGGGAUUGCAGGGCUGGAUACCAUUGUCAAGAUAGCUAUGGAUCAGGGGAUGAGCCAUUACUCCCUUGUUGUCUACCGUCAUGCCAUUGCAGCUGCUCUCAUCUUCCCCUUUGCUAUCAUCUUAGAGAGGAAGGUGAGGCCGCGGAUGACACUAUCCAUCUUCAUCAAGAUCAUAUUUCUCGGAUUGUUAGAACCAGUACUUGACCAGAACAUAUACUUUGCUGGAAUGCAGUAUACCACAGUCACAUUCACCACAGCCAUGACCAAUAUGAUUCCAGCCUUGACCUUUGUAAUGGCUUUCCUACUUAAGAUGGAGAAAGUGAAUCUUAGAAAAUCAAGAAGCAUAGCUAAGGUGGCUGGAACUAUAGUCACACUUGGGGGAGCAAUGCUAAUGACCUUUAUUCAAGGUCCCUCCAUAGAAUUGCCAUGGACCAAAGGAGGAGCAGGAACCCAAUUAGCUAUAACAGAAGCUAGUAUCAAUCAACAACCUCUUAAAGGAGCUCUUAUGAUCACAGCAGGCUGCAUCUGUGCUGCUGGAUUUAUCAUUCUCCAGGCAAUCACAUUAAAGUCAUAUCCAGCUGAGCUCUCUCUUACUGUUUGGAUAUGUUUGAUGGGCACGAUCCAGGGCGCCUUGGUUGCGCUUGCAUUUGAACACGGCAACACUUCUAUCUGGUCUCUUCAAAGGGACAUGAAACUUGUGGCUGUCCUCUACAGUGGAAUAGUGUCUUCUGGGAUAGCUUAUUCUCUUCAAGGACUGAUAAUGAGGGCAAAAGGACCAGUUUUUAUCACAUCUUUUAAUCCCCUAAGCAUGGUUAUUGUUGCUGUACUCAGUACUUUCAUUUUAGGAGAAGUGCUAACUGUAGGACGCAUAGUUGGGGCAAUAGUCAUAGCCAUUGGAUUGUAUCUUGUGGUGUGGGGUAAGUACAAAGAUCAGUAUUCUUCAUCAGUAGUACUAGCUGAACUGCCAACCACGGCGAUCGCGAGUAACGGAGAGAAGAAGAAUAAUGACAAUGAAUUAGCCACCAUUGUUUUGGCCAAAACAAAAGUGACUACAACAACAACAACAACCCCCAGGAACCCUCUUCAACUGGGAUACACAGAUGCCGAUAUGGUAGGUGACAUCAACUCAAGGAAGUCCACAUCAGGAUACCUCUUUACGUUUGCUGGGGGAGCAGUGUCAUGGCAAUCCAAGUUACAGAAAUGUGUGGCCUUAUCAACCACAGAAACUGAGUACAUAUCUAUUGUAGAAGCUUGUAAGGAGAUGUUAUGGAUGAAGUGGUUCACUCAAGAACUAGGUAUGAAGCAAGACAAGUACGUUGUUCAUUGCGACAAUCAAAGUGCUAUCCACAUAAGUAAGAAUCCAAGUUUCCAUUGCAAGGCCAAGUACAUCAAUGUAAAGUAUCACUGGAUACAAGAUGCACUAGAGCAGAGACUUUUGUAG